AGUGAAGUGUGCAAAAUCUGAUAGUGAAUGCCGCUGGUUCCCUGCCUGCUGUGCUGCCCUACAAGCAGCAACGGCUCGUUGGAUCCAGUCGAGCGCAGCGAUGAGAGCAAACCGGAGAAUGAAAGAGAAAUCAGAGACGAGAAGAAGCCGAAUGGACUCAGCAACGGCGUCGAGUCCGAUGCUGAAUCUGCCUUGAUAGUGGAUGAACAAGCAGAGCCCAGUGGACAUUAUGAACAGGGAGAAGGAAUAAGGCAACACUUGAUUGACUCGCACGCGAAGUUCGUCGCUAAAGCAUUUCUUUACCCGGAUCUGUCAUGUUCGAUUCAUUAUUGGUUGAUGGCAUGUGUCGAAUAUGGAACUCCUCCAAACGAUCCGAUGAUCAGUCAAAUCUGCGCCACAGCUGAAAAUGACGUUUUGACGGCUACAGAUACGAGCCCGGAUGAUGAUUCAAGCAAUGCAUCCACCUCAGCUGAUCCGCUGGACUUUGCCUCUUUGCUGACAGUGUUUAUUAACAAUGGCAAUCAACUCUUGAAUGGGACCAAGCCCAGAGGUGACGCGAGAUCAAAUAGGAAACGAAGUGGUGGUUCACAUGAAAACACCGGCGCUAAACGUCGCAAUGGUUUCCAAGAAAAUGUGCCUUUAGAGCUUAAUGAUGAUUUGUCCGCUAUCGAUCCUCACCUUUUUUGCGAAAAUGGUGAAGAAGCAAGCGUUAGUGGUGGUCUAGUGGAUAGUAAAGCGAAAAAUAAGGUUACGUGCGUGGUGUGCAAAGUAGAAGUAUGUAAUACAGCACGACAACGGCAUGUAUUCAUGGUGCAUGUGAAAAAGGACGAUAUGUACCAAUGCCCAGAGUGUGACUACUUGAAUUCGAACUCGGUUUGGGAGGCGAAAAAGCACUGCACGAGUCAGCAUGGGAAGGGAGUGGAACCGAUCAGCAACGAGGAGAAUUACAAGUCGCUCAUAUUGAUGUGGAACAAACGCUGUUUCCCGGAAUGGAAGCAAAAACGGCCACAGUGGUGGUCUUCUGAUGAGAACUCGAAUGGAUUAAUUGGAUAUAAGGACUAUAAAGACGUGAAGAUGGAUAAUGAUGAGGUUACAGCGAUGAUUAGGGAAGCCAUACUUAGCAGAGAACCGGGUGACUCCAUUAUCCGCGACGAAGAUCGUGACGACUCAGAGCCACGGACACCAGCACCUGAAGGCUUACAAGUGGAUGACAGGACUUGCCAUCUUUGCUGGGAGGAGAGCAGAUAUCCUGGGCGGCACAUUGCACAAAAGCAUCUGAAAAAGCCUUUAUACGAGUGUCCUGUUUGUGAGGGAUUUGGCAGCUAUGAAGGAUGCACGGUGAUGAAACAUAUCCACAAGGUUCAUCCUGAUUGUCCAGACGCGCAGCCGGUCAGCAACUUGGAAAGAUAUGCUGAUGAGAUUCGUGAUCUACAAAAUCGUUGCUUCCCUAAUCGACCAAUGAAACUCGUCCGACCAAAGGAGAGUACGCGUCCAAGAGAAAGACAUCAUUGCAAGAUGUGUGGCACCCAAGUAGCUCAGUCGGAUCGGCAACGGCAUGUGUAUCAUAGGCAUCUGCAAAGAACUCGUAUUUUUGAGUGCCCAUUAUGCAACUUUGCAUCAAAUUAUGACGUCCAUAGGGUAAAGUGGCACAUAAAAUGGAUGCAUAAAGAUGACAAAGAGCUGGAGCCAAUAUCCCAUGAGAAUGAGUAUAGGAAAGAGAUAGAUCAGUUGAAUGAGGAGUGCUUCCCUGGAUGGCAACACCGUCGAAAACCCUUUUGGUGGCUUGACAACGAUGAUAAAAAGUCAGAGGCUGCUGACGAGACUAAGCAUGAAGAGAUGGAUCUGGAUGAGGAUACGACUGAAAAUGGUUCAAGUCGAGUGAAAGAAGGAACACCGAGCUCAACUGGAAAUGAUAUGGAUGACUCGACUUGUUGCGAAUCUCCUGAAGGUAGCGUUGCAGACAAGGAUCAUGUGGGACAACCCAUGAAGCGCGUUAGCGAAUGGACUUGCCGUCUUUGCUUGAAAGAGUUCAAGCCAACGUCGAAUUUCCUUCGACAUGUAGCCAAAGACCAUCUCGACAUGCCACUUUUUCAAUGUGCUAUGUGUGAAUGGGGCGCUGCUGAUGCUUACGAAGUGAAGGCACAUAUGGUCAAAAAUCACAAUAAUGCCGACCUCGAUCCUAUCUCCAAUUUGGAACACAAUCCAGAACAUGUCCAGCAGCGAUUUUCUGAAUGUUUUCCUUCUAGGAAGAUGAAGCCAGGCACUUUCGACAAGAAGAAAGAGUCAACAAUGUUGAAUGAUGAGACAAAAGUGACCUGCCAAGAAUGCUUUCAGGAAAUGAAAACUGAGGAUCGUCAGAUACAUGUCUAUCGACACCAUCUCAAAGAGCCGAGACUCUAUGAAUGCCCGCUUUGCGAUUUUUCACAUCAUGCAUGUUCCAGUGACGUUCGCGCACAUAUAAAGUUUACCCAUCGCGACAAUGCUGAUGUCUUACCGCGAGCCAAUUUGCUGCAGUACUCGCAACAAAUUGCUGAAUGGAAUGAUCGAUGUUUUCCGGGAUGGAUAAAUAGGAAGCUGCCAGCUAGUGUGAUGGAAGAUUUCAACAGAUGUCGACUAUGUGACGAAGACGUACGGCAGACGUCACGGCACAUUGCUGAAGCACAUCUUAUGAUACAGCUGCAUCAGUGUCCUUUGUGUGAAUAUGGCGCGCCAGAGUCUCGUCUAGUGAAGAGACAUCUGAAGAACAGUCACGAUGAGCUGGAAAUGGAACCGAUUGCAAAUGUAGUCGUACGACGUGCGGAUUUUUCUGCACUGCAUGAUAAAUGCUUUCCAGGGCGGCCAAAACGUCUUUCGAACAUCACCAUUUCUGAUGACGGACGGAGAACGAAAUGUAAGCUUUGUCUGUCAACCAUCAGUCGCAAGCGACGUCUGACUCAUACACUAGAAAAGCAUAUGAACAUGCCGUCGUAUGGAUGCUCUGCUUGUCAAUUUACCCAUAAUUGGGACGAAUCGGCUGUGACGAGCCAUAUAAGAACAGCUCAUGCCAAGUCGUCGAAUGCGAAGGUCCUUUGUUUGCUUUCGCAAUUCGAAGCUGAACUUCGCGAGCGAGGGCAGCAGUGUUUUCCAGACUGGAGUAUAGAAGCCAGUCAUUUUGAAUAGGAGAAAUUACUAGCUAUUGGUAGUUAGAUUGAGCUGAUCGAUCAAUAUAUCGAUCCCCUACAUGUUUGCUUUAUGCCAUGCUUUAUGAUCCCGUUGAUCCAUGUAUCCGGUCUUAAUAUGAAACGUUCAAUCAAUAGUCAGAUAUUUACAUGACAUCUGUUAAUUGUUUAUUGUUAUGCUUGUAUGUAUUCAUGUUUGCUUUCCACAUCAGCGAG
Messenger RNA from Cylicocyclus nassatus, 3374 nucleotides. The record is from the annotation of a GenBank genome assembly. NCBI's taxonomy places the organism in Eukaryota, Metazoa, Nematoda, Chromadorea, Rhabditida, Strongylidae.